Populus nigra (black poplar) is the source of this 3819-nucleotide messenger RNA. Its product is annotated as meiosis-specific protein ASY3-like. The transcript is spliced from 10 exons. Lineage: Eukaryota; Viridiplantae; Streptophyta; Magnoliopsida; Malpighiales; Salicaceae. Gene Ontology annotation, biological process: meiotic cell cycle. The coding region runs from base 218 to 2782 and encodes 854 amino acids. The record is from RefSeq and is a predicted model, not a curated record.
AAGACACCUUUUCAUUUCCCGCCUCGUACCAGCAACAUAGUUAUUUCGAAAUCACCAAAAUUUAAAAUUUUCUCUCAAACUGUCUCUUCACUACAUCUCACUUCUCCGCGAUUCUCUUGGUUUUUUAAAAAUAAAAUAAAAUUGAGCCCAGAGAUCAUCACCGCCAAAUAAUCUAUUUCUUGUGGUAUACAUUUCAUACCUGCUUGGCUGAAGCAACAUGAUGGAGGUUGAUACGGGACAUAAAUUACAAGAUGAUCAAAUGAGCAACUGUCGCAGUUUUGGCAGCAAUUAUCAUCCAUCUAGCCAAUCUAGAAAGAUUUCGAUUGGAAUUCUGAUUGACUCAUUGCCAAAGAAAAGAUCCGGAGGCACGAAGGAAGAUGAAGCUGCAGUACCAAACAUAGAAAGGGUAAAUUCUAAGAAAGAAAGUUCAGUUGAAAGCAAAAAAAAGGGAAAAGGUGCCAUUGAUGCUACCACUAAAGGGAAACAAACUGAAACUCCUGGGCGGGUCCCUUCCCCUUGGACCACUACAAGAUCCUUUCACCAAAAAUCACCAAUUUCUGAGGGUGUUCUUCACGCUGUAGGAACUUCCAGCUUACCACGCUCUACUGGGAGGAGGAACAGGAUUAGCACAGCAAAGAAUGUGCCUGUAACACAUUCAGUAGAGUUUUUUGCCAAACAUACAUCAAAUUCACAUUCUGGUGAUGGAAAGGAGAAGUUUGGUGGAUUCACAUACAAAAGUAAGGGAGGAGAGGAUAGAAACUCACAGCCAGGAGAGGAAUUUACAUUUGCAACUGCACAAGAAGGCUCUAUGCCGGAUAAAGUGGCAACAGAUGAUAAAACGGAAGAGAGAACUGAAACUUUGAAAAUGAAACUAUGGGAGAUAUUGGGAAACGUUUCUUCACAAAAAAUUCAGCCAUCUAAUUCUCAGGCUCAUCAGAUUGGUGCCAAUAAUUUAAAUCCGGAGCAAAUUCUUAACCAAGCAGAUGAUGUGGUUGUCAAGCCUAGACAGAGCCCAGAUACCAUAGAAACUGAUUCUGAAAGUCCCAAUCAUACUAUGAAGAGACCAGUGACUCGUUCUUUGACCCGAAAGAGAGCUUCAACCAAACAGAAACCAGAGAAAAAUAAAGUUGGUCCAUCCUCCAGUUACAGACAAAAACUUAAAGAGAAGAAUGUCUUCUCCUUUGAAGAACGAUUGCCUGGAAAACAAAAUGUUGCUGUCAAUGGUGGCUCCUCAAUGUCUACAAUGAAGAAGGGCCAGAUAAAGAGUUGCGGCAUCGAACCAUGUAAGACUCACGUCAGUGAAGACUACAAUGCAGAUAAGAUUCAGGAAGGAAUUCACAAGAGUGAAAGAUCACUCCCUGCUGAGAAAACAUCUUCUCUUAGCAAUAAAAAGGGAAAUAUUCACUGUUCUCUUCAGAAUAAGAGAGAGUGCCGUGAACCAAAGAAUGGAAACAAAGAAAGAGAUUCCAAUCAAUCUGCAAGGGAAGCAUCGUUCUCUGUUGAGAAAACAUUUUCACUUAGCAAUAAAAUUGGAAAUUUUCAUGAUUCUCCUAGGAACAAGAGAGAGCACCUCGAACUGAAGAAUAGAAACCAAGAACGAUAUUCCCAUCAAUCUGGAAGGGAAGAUUCCCAUCAGUCCCCGUGGACACACAUGACUGAUCAACAGAAGGAUUUUAACAGCCCAGCAGCACCUGAACAUGGGGAUCAACAAGAAAACUUUGAUACUCCCUCCUCAAAUAGUACUGUCAACCCACGGGAUGAUUUCCAGAGUCCAACAUUCAAAAUCAAUUCCCCUACCUUAAGUUCCUUCCCAAGCUCAAUGCCAAAAUCUGAUCAGAGAAAGCAUGUUUUUGCCAGCCCUGAACAAGCAAUGAGAAGCUUUACUGUGGGAAAAAUCCAUAGCUUCUGGACUCUCAGGAAUUCAAAUGCAGGUUGUUUUGCCUCAAAUAUUCAAACAGAAUCACCUGAUAUUGCAGCAGAACUUAUGGAUUCCCCACCCAACAAAACAUUACCUGUUAAGGGGAAAAGAGACGUGGAAGGUGGUCUUUCUGAAUCAUCUCCUGAAUGUGGAUACUCUGAGAGCUCCGAAGAUGGUUCACCUCUUGUUAAGGGUCGUAGGGAAGAAGAAAACUGCUCUACAGAAACUGCAACAGCUGAAAAAUCAAAGUUCAUGCUUCAUCCAACUAAAAGGUUCUGCAACCACAAAGGUGAAAAAGUGAGAGUAUUUAGUCCCACCCCGCCCUCUCCAACAGGCAUUGUUGAAACUGAGUUGACUCCUGAGAUUUCAGAACAAAACCAAGGGGAUGAACUAGAAAGGGUCAUCUUGCUAUUUGUCAUGGCUUUAGAAAACUUCCGAAAGAAAAUGAAGUUGGAGACUGGAAAGAAAUCCUCUGAUAUUUUGACGUCUGUCUCAGAGAAGAUGCAUCUACAGUUGCAGAAUAUUGAGUCACAAAUCCAAACAGAUCUGGGGAAGCUGUCAAGUGUUAGUAAAUCAAAAAGAAAACGGCUGGAGUCUAGAUUUGAAGAACAACAAGAACAGCUAAAAUUGAUACACGAUAAAUUCAAACAAGAUAUUUACCAGCAUCUCCAGGAGUGUAAAAUCACUCUUGAAGGACUAGAAUUGCACCAGAUUGACUUCAAAGGAACUGUGAAAAAGCAAAAAGCAUCACACCAGAAGCUUCUGAUGCAAGCGGAAGAAACAGUGAAGACACAGCUAGAUGAUGCACAAAGAAGAAUCACAGCUGUGCACAAGGCAAGUCUGCUUCUAUUUAAGGAAAUAUGAUUGCCAGCAUUUCCUACCAUCUGGAUUCUGGGUUUAUUUUUCAUGAUAACUGUAUUGCAUGCUCAGCGGCCUUUGCCCGUGUAGAUAUGGGCUGUUCUGUCGCAUCUGUUGGUAUGGCAUUUAAUUUUGAGAUGGUGGCAAGAGAAUUCACAUUCUUGGGUGCGCUUGCCCGUCCAGCCCAUCCAAAAGCUUAUGAACUAGUGUUUGUCAUGCACCAUUAAUCUAUUAGUGCUUGAACCUUUAAAGUUCAUAAUUACACCUAGAGAUUUCUCAAGUUUUGGCCUAUUGAAGGUUAUGCCUUUAUGCAUCUAGGGUUAUGCCCGUUAAAAAGGCCAAAAAAAAAAAAACAGUUUGUUGUAGUCAAUAAUUGAAAGAAAGCUUAUGAAGCUAAUUUGAACAUUUCCUGUCAUUCAUUCAUUGCAGUCAGCAAGGGAAAAAAUGCUCCAGUUGAAGUAUGUUGUAGGCAAGGGCUUGAAUGUAGGCAAGGGCUUGAAUGAGGGUGGCCUAAGUUGACGUUCAUGAUGGCUAAAGAGAUGGAGACUUUGCACGGAGACCAGUGUUAGGAAGAGGCUGAGGACUUUUAUGAUAGAGUCUCCUAGAGGUUGAGGUUACCUUUUCCCAGGUUACAAAACUGCACAUCAUUCUGUGGAAUCUGACAUUCAUUUCAGAACUGCGCUGGGAUCAUGCCUUAAAUGUCGUUACAGCCAACUCCUUGUGCCUUGUGGCAUGUAAUUUUGAGUCACGUGUCCACGGUGUUGCAGUUUGGCUUUAUAGUAAACAAUAGUGAGAUUAUUCAUUUAAUAGCCAACAACAGAUUAGAUAGUUUGAUAUGCCUUUCUUCCUCGAGCUGCCUUCUGAUGAGUUAAAGCAGUCCAUCAUGGUAAAAGUAUGUUUCACUGUUCCAGUAUUUUCAUUCCUGAGAAGGUAGAGCAUAGUAGUGCAUGGGAACGAAUCAAGGCGAGUCCAAGGUUACAGUCUAUGUCACUGCAUGCAUAGAACAUGUUUCACUAGAAAUGAACAUGACAAUGUUGCUAUAA